CGCGACAGUCGACUAUUAGUGACGAGAGCGGCGGUGGGGCCUCAGCUCAGCGCCCACUGCACGUACCUGUUGGCCAACCCACGCUGCAUCCUCGACAUUUCCUCCCAUUCGCUCGCAGUUUGCAUACAACACCUCGCUCGAGUCAGGAAAGACAUGGAGCCGUCUAUGGAGCCGCCCAUUGAGCCGCCCACCGAGAACGUGCCCGACGAGGCUUUGGAGGCGCAGAAACAUAGCGAACAGCCCAUGGACAUGGAUGAUAGCAUGAACUCCACCAUCACGGCCUCCACUCUCAAUCCCAAUCCCUCUGCCGCGAGUCCGUUACCGGACUUCAACAGUAGCACUGCGAGUAGCACUCACGUCAAUAGCAACAUCGCCGCCAACAACGGGUAUUCGAGCGAGCAUCGCCCUCAGACAUCUUACUCCGACACCGCCUAUCAUCAAUAUGGCCAUGCAAGCGACGGCAAUUAUGGCUCACGCUUCAAUACCCCUUCAGACGCAGACACCCCUCCACGCCAUGGCUACUACAAUGCCGGCAAGGAGACACACAUGGGCCAGUCCAACUCCCGCCCCAGCUCGACGAUGGGCCACAGGUACCCGAACUCAGAGAGCGGCGUGAGAUAUCAAGAGCAGGGACAACGGGCCCCGGCGCAACCACAACAGGAGGCUGCUACUAAGAACACCAGCGUAGUCAUCAAGGUUGGCAUGGUUGGCGACGCACAAAUUGGAAAGACCAGCUUAAUGGUCAAGUAUGUCGAGGGCAGUUGGGACGAAGACUACAUACAAACACUAGGUGUGAAUUUCAUGGAAAAGACAAUUUCUAUCCGCAACACAGAAAUCACCUUCUCGAUAUGGGAUCUGGGAGGACAGCGCGAAUUCGUCAAUAUGCUGCCGCUCGUCUGCAACGACGCUGUCGCCAUUCUUUUCAUGUUCGAUCUUACUCGUAAGAGUACAUUGAACUCCAUCAAGGAAUGGUACCGGCAAGGGCGUGGUUUCAACAAGACGGCCAUUCCCUUCCUGGUGGGCACAAAAUAUGAUCACUUUGUCAACUUCCCGCGGGAAGAGCAAGAAGAGAUUUCCAACCAAGCAAAACGGUUCGCCAAAGCGAUGAAAGCUAGUCUCAUAUUCAGCAGUACCAGUCACAGUAUCAAUGUGCAAAAGAUUUUCAAAAUCGUAUUAUCCAAGGCCUUCGAUCUCAAAUGCACAAUACCCGAAAUAGAAAACAUUGGAGAGCCACUCCUCCUCUACCAAGCUGUAUAA
This is a messenger RNA of Periconia digitata, 1257 nucleotides long. The record is from the annotation of a GenBank genome assembly. Lineage: Eukaryota; Fungi; Ascomycota; Dothideomycetes; Pleosporales; Periconiaceae.